CAUAUAGUUCUAAAAUGCGAGUACAUUAACCUUAGUCUGAUGCCGACUUCCUUUUUAGAGCUCCCCUAUACACUAGCCAUUAACAGUGAUAAAAAGAUUUCAUCAUUUUUUCUAUCAAUCGUUAAAAUAAUCCAAGUCCUGGCCUGAAUUUGCUGAAUCUCUUUAGAUCCAAUUUGGUUAUUAAUAGAUUACGAGCAAAAUGUUUAUUGUAUUUCCAUUUCAAUGAUCAACCGAUCGAUAUCGACAAUGAAAUACCAAAUGUGGCAUGUAGUAUGUGUGCUAUUCGCUAUAAGUGUGCUUCAAGGUUGUGUUCUCGCGGAUUACUGGUCAGAACGAGAGACUCUGAUCCAAAAUGAUAAGAACUACGGUUUGGGUGCAACCCUUAAGCUUACCGAGAAGGAACAAAGAGUUAACGAUGUUCUUAUGAGGUACAAACUGUCGGAAUAUGAUGCUGGAUUAAAAGAUCUGGAUACGUUUCUGGCAGCGCAACACUACUUUAAGGUGAAAGACAAGAUUCAGUAUUCGAAAGUGUUCGAUAUAAUAAAGAGAAUUCCUAAAGGUGCGUCUCUACAUUCGCAUGAUGAGGCCCUCGUGUCUGAGGACUAUUUGUUCAGUUUAACCUACAGGGACAAUCUUUAUGGUUGUAUAGAUGGUGAUGACUUCAAGUUGAACUUCUUUCAAAAGAAUAAUAUCAGCGACUCAUGUAACUGGAAAUUGCUCGGUGACAUGAGAAAAUCUGAUGCCAAGUUUGAUCACUUUCUGAAAUCAAAAUUGACAAUUAUCACAGACGAUCCAGACAAAAGCUAUCCUGACAUAAACAAAGUUUGGAAAUGUUUUCAGGGGAUUUUCAAAUCGAUUAUGGGCUUAAUAACAUACAAACCGGUAUUUGAAGAUUACUUCUAUAGAGCACUCAAGGAACUGUACGACGACAACAUUAAGUACAUGGAACUUCGCGGUUUUCUUCCGCAAGUAUAUGACUUAGAAGGCAACAUUUACAAUCAAGAAGAAGUGGUAGGAAUCUACGCAAACGUUUUGAAGAGAUUCCAAAAAGACUACCCCGAUUUUUUUGGCGCCAAAUUUAUCUACGCCCCCAGUCGACAUAUCGAUAACUCUACAAUGGACACAUUUGUUGAGACUUUUAGAAAAAUCAAAAAGCUGUAUCCUGAUUUCGUUGCUGGGUUUGAUUUAGUAGGUCAGGAAGAUAUGGGUCAACCACUAACAGCCUUUUUGUCCCAAUUGAUAGAAAUCAAAAAUCUUGGAGCCAAAUUCUUCUUUCACGCUGGCGAGACAAACUGGUACGGAGAAACAGACCUCAACUUAUUCGAUGCCAUCUUGUUAAACUCCACCCGAAUUGGACAUGGAUAUGCCGUACUAAAACAUCCUCUAGCAGCAAAAUACGUCAAAGAAAAACAGAUUGCCUUAGAGAUAUGCCCCAUUUCGAACCAAGUCCUCAAGUUGGUUACGGAUUUAAGAAACCAUCCCGGCAAUUUGUUGAUCGCUAAUGGUUUUCCGGUGGUUAUUGCUUCGGAUGAUCCCUCCUUUUGGGGAGCCAAGGGUCUUAGUGAUGACUGGUAUAUGGCUUUUAUGGGAAUGACUAGCAGGGAGACAGAUCUGCGUUUUCUAAAACAACUAGCUAUUAACUCGAUUGUUUAUAGUAGCUUGGAUGAUAUUCAGAAAAAUGCAGCGCUAUCCUUAUGGCAAAAUGAUUGGAAUGUGUUCAUAGAAAAUAUGCUGAUUCGAUUUAGGCAUAGGAAUUAAUAUUUAAAGACAAUGAUUUAAAAAGUUUUGUAAUAUACUUUCUU
Molecule: messenger RNA, 1802 nt
Organism: Diabrotica balteata
Lineage: Eukaryota; Metazoa; Arthropoda; Insecta; Coleoptera; Chrysomelidae
Source: the annotation of a GenBank genome assembly